AAUUUAAAAGGAGAUUAGUUGGCCUCACUCUGAAGAUACUUUCUUUUACUUAUUCCAGCUUACUUUGCUUCAGUUGCAUAUUCACAAAAGCAAUCGCUUCCUAGUUAUUCCCAACUACUAUUCCCCCCAACAUGAAGGGAAUGGAUCUUUUCUGUGCAUCUCCAGCCUCCACAGCUAUAUGCUCUAGCAUGGAACACCGUUAUUCCAUGGUUCGCCGUGGCCCGGCCAGACCCGACGUUGAUCAGCGCCACAAUCCACAUCUCCAUGGUCGAAGAAAAACCCAAUUCCAUUCUCACUUCCCCUGCACUUCAAUAUCUCAGUUGCCCAUAAAUCCUAAGCCUUAUUAUGAAAAGCAAAGGAGGAGUUCCGCCAAGCAAAGUGAUUUGCGCAAAAAAAGCUCCGCUGACAUAAAUGAUCUUAACAAGGCCCCAGGACGUUCCUCUAGAUCAUAUCUCUUGAGUGACACACCCUUAAUCGACUGGUUAUCAGAGUCCGAACCCAUCUCUGCACUGGUUCCAGUUGAAACGGCAAAGCCUAGCCGCCUGAGUUCAAAUGACUCUCCUGCCUUGAAAUCCUCUUCCUCGUCUCGCCCCCACGAACAGGUCGUGGUUUUGAGGGUGUCACUGCACUGUAAGGGCUGUGAAGGAAAAGUGAGAAAACAUAUUUCUAAAAUGGAAGGAGUGAGAUCCUAUAGUAUUGAUUUGGAGACAAAGAAAGUUACUGUAACCGGGGACGUGACCCCUUUAGGUGUACUUGCCAGUGUGUCCAAGGUGAAAAACGCACAGCUUUGGUCGUCUCCUACAUCAUCAUCCUCGUCCCCGAUAUUGCCAUCUUCCCGAUGGUCAGCAUGAAUAAUUACAAAUAAACUAGAGUUUCCUUUUAAUCUUGAUGUAAAAGUUGGGAAUUCCAGAUGGGUGUGUGAUUCCAGAGAUGUAAAAUCAACUUAUCAUGCUUUUAUAUGUGAUGUAAAUUAAAUGUGAGCUCUCUCUUCUA
This is a messenger RNA of Juglans microcarpa x Juglans regia, 993 nucleotides long. RefSeq names its product protein SODIUM POTASSIUM ROOT DEFECTIVE 2. Lineage: Eukaryota; Viridiplantae; Streptophyta; Magnoliopsida; Fagales; Juglandaceae. Bases 132 to 851 code for a protein of 239 amino acids. The record is from RefSeq and is a predicted model, not a curated record. Gene Ontology annotation, molecular function: metal ion binding. The transcript has 3 exons.